Messenger RNA from Fusarium poae, 2514 nucleotides. RefSeq lists its product as uncharacterized. The record is from RefSeq and is a predicted model, not a curated record. NCBI's taxonomy places the organism in Eukaryota, Fungi, Ascomycota, Sordariomycetes, Hypocreales, Nectriaceae. Gene Ontology annotation, molecular function: DNA-binding transcription factor activity, RNA polymerase II-specific; zinc ion binding. Gene Ontology annotation, biological process: regulation of DNA-templated transcription. The transcript is spliced from 2 exons. Bases 1 to 2514 code for a protein of 837 amino acids.
AUGAAGCGCAGUCAUUAUGCUUGCGACCAAUGCCGAAAGUCGAAGCGAGGAUGCGAUGCGCCACCCCUUCUCGGCCCUGGCUCAUCAGCACGUAAUCCCAACCGCGACGGGUUCGUCUCUUUGUUGAAAUCAGUGUCUGAAAGUGGUCACAAGUCUUGUUCCUAUUGCGCAAAAACAAACAAGACGUGCACCAUGAACUGGGCUUGGUCGCAGAUACAAGCUGCAUCUAUCUUGAGUGCUGUAGCUGCUGCUCCUCCACCACCCCCACCUCCCCAGCAAGCGUUUGGCGAGAGUGAAAAUGUCCGGGUGAAGCGGGAGAGGCCUGAAAUAGCACAACCUUUUGAUGAUAAGAGCUCAUUGCCAGCAUCAAGGCAAACAGAUACUGCAGCACCAUAUGCCUUCCAACAGUCCAAUGCAUCAGGCUCAAGGCCUGGGUUUACUGGCCUUCAUGCAAUAACACAUUCUCCUAUGACGGCCACUCCUUCUACAUCAACGUUGAUCCAGGCAACAUAUAAUCCAGGCAAUGCGCUUCCUACCCACCAUCAUGGUCGCUUAGUGGAUCAUUUGCCAGUAUCUACAUACACAAUGCAAGAGUCGCGAAUGCUCAACCAGUAUAACAACUCCUUGCCUGGACCACAACCAGGAACAAGAGACUCCCGGUCUCCUUCCGACGAUACUUGGGGUAGAAAUGAGUCGACAAGAAUAAAACGACAGCGCACAUCAUCAACAUGGACCGAUCGACGCACAAACUCGUUGUCGCCGUUUUCAAUUGACCAGACCAUGAUGACAAGUUCCAACAACCAAUUCAUUUCCACCAAUCUCCUACAAAUCUAUCAUGAUGUACUCGAGCACAAUCUCUCCUGUUGGUUGACUGAAGUAACAUGCCCUUACAGAGCACCUGGUUAUACUGCGGGUGGCAGUUAUGCUCCUACUGAAUGGGGGUCUUCGUGGUCAAAUCGCAUCUACCGCCGCACUAUCAAUCUUGACCAUGCGAUUUCAACAUCCAAGCUUACUCAGCUAACUCAUUCCGAAAACCAAGCUUCUGCCAAAGCGCUCCAGCUCGCAAUCAUGGCCUUUGCUACGCAGUGGGCCCAGGGCAGUCGCCGUCAACGGCAAAGCUUUCCGGCUGAUGACGAGACACCAGAGUAUAUACUUGACGAUAUCGCCGAGGAGUUUGACCGCAAUAUUCAACGUAAUAUCUGGGAGCAGGCCAAACGAGCACUACAAGAUGUCACUGAUGUUGAAUCGUAUCGAGUGGCUACGGCGGAAUUGAUAUUUGGGUUGACACAAAAGCCGUGGACUCGUAACGAUGAACCUAGUCGCGCGACCAGAAAUCCUAACCUACUAUCAACCCCACGGCCCGAGGUUGACAUGAAGUCAUUGAAUGCAGAACUUGGCGAUAUCAUCUCGCGAGAUGGCUUGCCAGUCUUUAUAGAAAGAGCCGCACGCAAAAUGCAUGCUCUCAAGUUCCGAUUUGAUUCGGGACGACGUGGUGUCACCGGGCCUUUCACAAGCCCCAAGAACAGUGACGCCUUGUCCAUGAUGAAUCCGGAGGACCGUGGCACUGUUGGGUUGUUGUACUGGCUUGCCGUUAUGCUGGAUACUGUUUCCUCGUCCAUGAGUGAACGCCCAGUUGUUGUGGCCGAUGCGGACAGUCAACAUGAUGAUGCAGAUGAUGAUCUCGACGCGACUACAAAUGGGCGAUGGAACGUACCACUGUUCAUCCAGGAUAGCCUAGAGCAACCGCAUAUGUAUCAUGCCGUACAUUGGCCUUGCUCAUAUGAAUCGGCUGCUGAGGCUGUCACAAAGUCGGCACCUGUCAAGGUCCUUCUGUUUCGGCAUAUCUCGUACCUUCAAAAUAUCCUGAGAAGAGGUGGCCGUGGGAACAAAGUUGAAGAAACCAUCGCAAACACUACCUCAUUGUACCGAUACUGGAACAUGACACAUGGCGCAUUCUUUAAAGAGCUGCUCCGCGACUAUGAAUCAGUUCCAGGCCGUCUCCAAAGCUGGUUCAUCUGCAUCUCGGCUCACUGGAACCUCGGCGCCCUCAUGCUCGCCGAUCUUAUCGAGUAUGUAGAUGAGAACGAGAUAGGAGAGACAAAUGCGUCUCACGCCCGGCUAUCCAGCAAAACGGUUACGAAAAUGCGUGAAUCGAGCGCCAAAGAGCUGUCUGAGUUGGCCAAGGUAUCAACGCCCAGCCAAAAUUUUACCAGUUUAACAACACCUCAAAUGUCACAUUUCCAUCAUGCAGUGAACGAAGCAACAAUCCUUACCGAACCAUGGACUAUACUUCUUAUCAGAGCCUUUGCUAAGGCAACUAUGGUCUUCUUACAAGAAGCGAAGGAUUAUUUAGAUUACAGCUCGACAGCAUCAGCAAACCCCAUUGACUUCCAAGAGAGCAUGCGUCGAGCGCAAGACUGUAUAAAGGGACUAUGGAUCCUAGGUAAGAAGUCUGACAUGGCGAGGAAAUCGGCAGAUACCCUUACGGCAGCUAUGAGGAAACUCAGAUUGUGA